This is a messenger RNA of Drosophila sechellia, 3221 nucleotides long. RefSeq names its product Leucine-rich repeat-containing G protein-coupled receptor 1 (gene Lgr1). The transcript is spliced from 17 exons. The record is from RefSeq and is a predicted model, not a curated record. Gene Ontology annotation, molecular function: protein binding; protein-hormone receptor activity; G protein-coupled peptide receptor activity. Bases 332 to 2827 code for a protein of 831 amino acids. Lineage: Eukaryota; Metazoa; Arthropoda; Insecta; Diptera; Drosophilidae. Gene Ontology annotation, biological process: activation of adenylate cyclase activity; adenylate cyclase-activating G protein-coupled receptor signaling pathway; hormone-mediated signaling pathway. Gene Ontology annotation, cellular component: plasma membrane.
UCUCAUUCCGCCAUAGCUGCUGGAGCUGCUCGGUUGUUCGCGCUCGGUGCCUCGGCAGUUCAGUUCGUCGUUCCACUUCCGACUCUUGGAGCAGUUCGUGCAUCGCUGGUUUCCGGUUGUGGCCUGGGCGUAAUCCCUUGCAACAGGUGCACUCCAGUUCGGACGAAGACAACUGCAAAAUUCCUGGAUAUCUACGGUUCCGGCUACGGCUACAAGAUGCAGACGCGCAUCCAAAACUAAUUAGAAGUGUUUACGGAUACGGAUAUUUGCAGAGGAAAUGAGCCGCACAUUAUGUAUCUAGGAUCGCUGGGCGGAAAAGACAGAGAGAGCCAUGGAAAAGCACCCGAGUAUGUCCCAGCGGCUGGAGACCACUUGCCGUCCGAGGAAGGGCCUGAAGUGUCUGUCAUUCGAGUUCCAGUGCCGCCUGCUUCUCCAUCAUCUGCUGCUAACGUCGCUGAGUGGCCGGCAUUGCGUAUACGCCACGAGUGCCGCCGGGGGGGCGCUGAGUGCCAGCAACUGUCACGACAUCCACCACGGAUUCGAUGUCUACCCCAAUCCCACGGCCGUCUCGCUGGCUCAAUCGACGGACACGCCCCUGACCGCGGCGAUGCCACGGUCCGCCUGGAAGUGUUGCUGCUGGAAUGCAAGUAAUCAAGCGGAGGAGGUGGAGUGCCGUUGCGAGGGCGACGGGCUGAAUCGCGUACCGCAAACCCUGACGCUGCCCAUCCAGCGCCUAACUAUCGCAUCCGCGGGGCUGCCACGCCUACGCCACACGGGUCUGAAGGUCUACGGGUCCACGUUGCUGGAUGUGGCCUUCACCGACUGCCUGCAGCUGGAACUGAUACAGGAUGGCGCUUUUGCUAAUUUAACCCUAUUGCGAACAAUCUACAUCACCAACGCACCAAAGCUGACCUUCCUCUCGAGGGACGUAUUCCUUGGCAUUUCGGACACUGUGGACAUUAUACGCAUCAUAAAUAGUGGUCUCACCAGAGUUCCUGACUUGGGCCACCUGCCACCUCAUAAUAUUCUGCAAAUGAUAGAUCUCGAUAACAAUCAAAUCACUCGGAUAGACAGUAAAUCCAUAAAAGUAAAGACUGCCCAAUUAAUUUUGACAAACAAUGAAAUAAGCUACGUUGAUGACUCCGCUUUCUACGGCUCCAAGAUAGCCAAACUAUCGCUGAAGGAAAACAAAAAGCUGGAAAUGAUGCACCCCAACGCAUUCGAUGGCAUCAUAGACAUAGCUGAACUCGAUCUCUCCAGCACCUCGCUAGUUGGCCUUCCUUCAGCCGGACUUCAGAACAUCGAAGCGUUGUACAUUCAGAACACCCACACUUUGAAGACCAUACCAUCCAUCUACAACUUCCGGAAUCUGCAGAGGGCCUAUCUCACCCACUCCUUCCACUGCUGCGCCUUCCAGUUUCCAUCUCGGCACGAUCCUCAGCGACAUGCCCAGCGCAUGCUGGAGAUUGAGAAGUGGCGAAAGCAGUGCAAAAGUGACUCCGGAUCGCGAAAGGAGAGAUCAACCUUAGAUAACUCCUUCAGUAUGCCAGAAGAUUUUGGUUCUUUCGGUGGCACCGACGACUCGUCAACAGAUAUAACCCCCAUCACUUUCGCUUCCUUCGAUUACAUGGCCGAUGACACCAUGAACAAGGGCACUUUUCACGAAAAGAUCAUCCUGAAUCCGGGUGAUGACUCCUCGGCCGAACUCUGCGGCAAUUUUACAUUCAGAAAACCCAAUAUUGAAUGCUAUCCCAUGCCCAACGAUCUGAAUCCUUGCGAGGAUGUGAUGGGCUAUCAAUGGCUGCGUAUUUCCGUCUGGAUUGUGGUCGCUCUGGCCGUCGUGGGCAACGUGGCUGUACUGACAGUAAUACUAUCGAUUAGGCCGGAAUCGACGCCGGUUCCGCGAUUUCUAAUGUGCCACCUGGCCUUCGCCGACCUGUGCCUGGGCCUCUAUCUGCUGCUGGUGGCCUGCAUCGAUGCGCAUUCCAUGGGGGAGUACUUCAAUUUCGCCUACGAUUGGCAGUACGGGCUUGGCUGCAAAGUAGCCGGCUUUCUCACCGUGUUCGCCAGUCAUUUGUCGGUGUUCACGUUGACCGUGAUUACCAUCGAGCGCUGGCUGGCAAUCACGCAGGCCAUGUACCUGAACCAUCGCAUCAAGUUGCGUCCUGCUGCGCUCAUCAUGCUGGGCGGCUGGAUUUACUCGAUGCUUAUGUCCUCGAUGCCCCUGUUUGGCAUAAGUAAUUAUUCGUCGACGAGCAUCUGCCUUCCGAUGGAGAAUCGCGAUGUGUACGACACCAUUUACCUGAUUGCCAUUCUGGGCUCCAACGGAGUGGCCUUCUCCAUCAUAGCCGUCUGCUAUGCCCAGAUCUAUCUGUCCUUGGGUCGCGAGACACGUCAGGCCCACCAGAAUAAUCCGGGCGAGCUGAGCGUUGCCAAGAAGAUGGCCCUUUUGGUCUUUACAAACUUUGCGUGCUGGUCGCCUAUUGCUUUCUUUGGACUCACCGCGUUGGCCGGAUACCCACUGAUUAAUGUUACCAAGUCGAAGAUAUUGCUAGUCUUCUUCUACCCCUUGAAUUCCUGCGCGGAUCCCUAUCUGUAUGCCAUAUUGACGUCCCAGUAUCGCCAGGAUCUGUUCACCUUGUUGUCCAAACUGGGCCUGUGCCGGCAGAGCGCUCUGAAGUACAAGGCGAGCCUUUCCGGCCAAGCCACCACCAGAUUCACAAUCCACGGCUCCAUUCAGCGGCACAGCUCACUCACGUGCAAAAUGCAGACUUUAAUGGGCGCUGAGACGCAGAAAAUGCUGAAGAACAGCGAGGAUUAUGUUUAAACCGAACCUGGGUAUUGUGAACUCACCUCUUCCCACCCCGUUGUGAUAUAUGAUACAUACGUGUACUAUUAGUUAACGCUCUCUCCUCGAUUUGCUAUCUGUUGCAGUAUUGUUAGCAUCCCACGAUUAAUGAUAUUUAACAGCCAUAAGUUUGAUUACGUUAUCUUGUCAUAAUUAAGUUAUUACUCCUAAGGUAUUCAGUUUUAGCUAAGAGAUGUAUUGCUUGAAGGAAGGAGCUUGUCCCCGGAUAACAACUAAGUGGUUUCCCAUUGAAUGGUAUUAAAUUUUUAAAUGUACAGAUUUAAAACUCUAAAUGUCCAAAUGUUAGUUUAAAUAUAAGAAAAGAAUUGAAAAAACUAUUUAAAAACGAAUUAAAAUUGUGUAUAUUGAUGUA